GAGGGCGAGUUUGAUCCCAAGUGCCCACCCAUUGAUUUCACUCCAGCAGAGGAGCGAUUGUUCUGUCGGGAGUGGCGGUCUGCCCUAGUGGUCAAAGUACUAGGUCGUUCAGUCUCCUAUACCCUUAUCCUGAAGAGACUGACCGGCUUAUGGGCCAACGCGGGGUCAAUACAAGUUACGUCAUCCAAGAAUGGAUACCUCUUGGUGCGAUUUAUGAGUGGCAUUGACCAUGAUAGGGCAGUUACGGGAGGUCCGUGGAUGGUGGGUGAUAACUACCUUAUAGUUCAUCCUUGGACCAAGGAUUUCAACCCUUAUAAUCACGAGAUAUCAUCUACUCUCGUCUGGGCUCGCCUGCUUGAUUUGCCCAUCCAGUAUUUCCAUCCAGUUGCUGUAAUGAAGAUAGGAAAUCGGAUUGGGAAACCCAUUCGUGUUGAUCAUGCUACGAGCACGGGGGAUAGGAGUGACUACGCCCGAGUAUGUGUUCAAGUGGACAUCACUAAACCGCUACUGUCACAGUUUACAAUUCAUGGCAUUACGUACUUCAUCCAGUAUGAAGGACUGUAA
Messenger RNA from Linum tenue, 564 nucleotides. The record is from the annotation of a GenBank genome assembly. NCBI's taxonomy places the organism in Eukaryota, Viridiplantae, Streptophyta, Magnoliopsida, Malpighiales, Linaceae.